Molecule: messenger RNA, 285 nt
Organism: Suillus subaureus
Lineage: Eukaryota; Fungi; Basidiomycota; Agaricomycetes; Boletales; Suillaceae
Exons: 2
Coding region: 1-285 (94 amino acids)
Source: RefSeq, a predicted model, not a curated record
AUGGCCCGCAAGUACCACAAAGUGGCAGCUGCUCGUGCGAGACUCGCCCGACAAACUCAAGUGUAUGCUGCUACUGUCCGAGUCAUAGCCAGCGAUGAUAGUACUGUGCAGGAGCCCGACAACGACAACGGCAACAGCGAUGACAACAACGAUGACGAUAACUUCGAUUGCGGGUUUAUUGGUCUAGAGACGAAAGCAGCACAGUUGCAGGUCAAGGAGUUCAGCUCAAGGAAGGACAAAUCUCAUAGAUGUGUUCCGGAGACUGUGGCAUGUCUUUUCGACUGA